AUGCCAAGUUCACAAGCCGAAAAACCCAAGCAAACCUCAACUGGAAUGUCAUUCUUCGGACGAAAAUUGUACAAAGAGAGACCGACCGAGGAACGAUACGACAACUAUGCCGGUUCCUACGAUGGCCUGGCCCCUCCAGGAAGCGCCGGAGGCUCACGCUCGUCCCGCCAUUCGAAGCGAUCUUCCAUUCAAUCUGUCGACAUGACCUAUGAUUUGGAUCCUAGUUGUAUCGCACAAACCUCUGGCGUCAUCACAUCUAUUCCCUUCGAAAGCCUCCCCAACGACACCAGGACCCCGAUUCCAAUCGACAACACGGCCCGCCCUGGCUCAUCACGCAACGAGCCUUCGCCCAACCAUCUGGGAAAAUCUGGAAGUGACUAUCAUCAAUAUCCGACUGUGACAUCCACGUCUGCGCCGAAUGGGUAUGCCCCACAUCCUUCUGGCCCUCGCCCGGCCCCGUAUGGCUCAAACGGCAACCUGACCAGCAGUAACUCUGGCGAUCGAGGUGCCAGACAACAACAGCAACAGCAACCAGUGGGACGACCAGGCAGCUCCGCAGCGAGCAUUGGACCUAAUCACCACUCUUCUUCUAUUGAUUCGUCCUCCAACUCCCGUACCUCUCUCGACCAAGCUAGCAUCUACUCCUCCGUUUCUUCGAACACGCGCGGUUCAAGCCACUUCUCCUCGGAUAAUUCCUCUCGCACUCUCACGAGCUCGCACUCGAAUGACCGAACUGCCAUGCUCCCCAGCUCCAGCUCGGGCCGCUUGUCAAAUGCGGGAUCCUCCUACCAGAUCGCUGCACCGGCCGCUGCCCCCCGGCCACAAGAUAACUACCUCACUCGACCGAAAGAUGACCGAAUUGUGGACCAGCUGUUCUUAGAGCUGAUGCAGAAGCGAGGGUGGCAAAACCUUCCUGAACAGGCCAAACGGCAAAUGUUGUCGUACCCCGCAUCAAAGAAAUGGACUUUGGUACAUCAGGAUCGCUUGACAGAGUUGCAAGGCGAGCAAAAAAGACGACAAAAUGCGCGACAAACUCAUGGACAUGAGGGCCUGUCUGGUUUGCUUGAACGUGCCGACGAAGAAGGUAGCCCAGAAUGGUACGUGAAGAAGGUGAUGGAUGACAGCAUUACAUCCAAGCAGCUCGCUAGUCUGAGUGUCAGCUUGCGGACACAGCCAAUCAGCUGGGUGAAAGCCUUUGUUGAAGCCCAAGGUCAAAUCGCUUUGACCAAUGUUCUCUUGAAGAUCAACAGAAGAAAAGCUUCUGGUCCAGUUCCGGCUCCCCCAACAGGCGAUAGAGAUCUAGACCGGGAGUAUGAUAUCGCCAAAUGUUUGAAAGGUCUCAUGAACAACAAGUAUGGCGCAGACGACGCUCUAGAGCAUCAAAAUGUGCUAGUUGCACUCGUCAGCUCGUUAUCAUCGCCACGUCUCAAUACUCGAAAACUUGUCAGCGAAGUCCUCACUUUCUUGUGCCACUGGGGUGAUGGACAAGGCCACCAAAAAGUUCUGCAAUCUAUGGACAAGGUCAAACAUGAUCAUAACGAAACCGGCCGCUUCGACGCGUGGAUGCGUAUUGUUGAGGUCACCAUCGACGGCCGUGGAAAGAUGGGAAGUCUGGUCGGUGCCAGUGAAGAGUACCGCAGUGGAGGCAUUGGCAUGGAGAACCUCCUUAUGGAGUACGCAGUCUCUACCAUGAUUCUCAUCAAUAUGCUAGUUGACGGAGCAGAAACGGACCUGCAGCUGCGUUGCCAUAUUCGCGCCCAAUUCACAUCAUGUGGAAUUAAGCGUCUGUUGACGAAGAUGGAGGGUUUCCAGUAUGAGGUUAUUGACAAGCAAAUCGAGCGGUUCCGCGAGAAUGAGGCCAUCGAUUACGAAGACCUUCUCCAGCGGGAGGGCAGCAGCAUGAAGGAUAGUAUCGAGGGCGAAGUCAAGGAUAUGAGUGAUCCCAUGCAAAUCGUUGAUGCAAUCACGUCCAAAAUCAACGGCAGCCGGUCGCAUGACUACUUCCUCUCAGCCAUGCAGCAUAUGCUUCUCAUCCGCGAGAACUCCGGCGAGGAAGGGCUGCGUAUGUUCCAGCUGGUAGAUGCCAUGCUGAGCUACGUGGCCAUGGACCGGAGGUUGCCCGAUCUUGAUCUUCGGCAGGGUCUGACCUUUACCGUGCAGAGUCUGCUAGACCGGCUGCACACUGAUGCUGAGGCAAGACGGGUUUAUGAUGAGUCGCUCGAGGCCCGGCAGAUCGCCGAGGCUGCCAUAGCUGAGCGCGAUGAGAUGAGAGCACAGGUUGAGCUUGGAGCAGAAGGCUUAGUCUUGAAACUGCAAAAGCAAAUCGAGGAACAGGCUGGUAUCAUCGAGCUGCAACAACGGCAAAAUGAAUCCUUCAGGGCCGAGGUUGCCGAAAUACAACGACUGCGUGCUUUGGAAUUGCAGCGCAAUGAGCUGGAAACCCGAGAACUAUAUCUCAUGCUCCGAGAUGCCCAGGACAUCGCUGCUGCCAAUGCCCGAAAGGGCAUCAACUCUGACACGGCGGACGCAGUUGAUCCAUCCCAGAUGCCCGGCAUUAUGGACCGCGAACGACUCAUGGAACGUUUGGAGCGUCAGCUUGAGCGGACUAAGACCCAGUUCAAGCUGGAGGGCAAGGUCUGGGGCCAGCUUGGACCGUCUGAUCGACUCCGUGAGCUGCGUGAGAAGAUGGAAGGCGAAAGAUAUGACAGUGAGGACUUUGCUGAAACUUCCCGCUCACACCUCGAGCCUGGUUCUAUGGGAUCUGUUUACCGCAAUCGCAGCCAAAUCCCUACGAUGAAAUCGACGCUGGAAGAUGAGGAGGACAUCCCACUAGAUAUCAAUGGCGAGCCGAUGUACGAGAGGUCUCGUCUGGUGGGGCAUCGUCCUCGUUUGGACCCUGCCCAGGCUAGCGGGUUGCUAGGCGAGCUUGCUUCUAGGGUUCCUAGGUUCGAUGCUGAAGAUCCCGAUGUCAUAGAAAGGGAACAUGUACCCAAGCUGCAAAACAAUGGAGCUGCUACAACGGCCAUGCUGCCUCCCCCCCCUCCUCCAGGAGGCAAGGCUGCUCCUCCGGCACCACCGCCGCCGGGAGUUAUGGCCCUUCCCCCACCUCCGCCGCCAGGAGGCAAGAUUCUUCCCCCUCCCCCUCCCCCCGGGGGCGUCGCUCUUCCACCGCCGCCUCCCCCGGGUGGAAAAGUUGGUCUGCCUCCUCCCCCACCGCCUGGCGGAAUGGCUCUCCCACCGCCUCCUCCGCCAGGUGGUGCCAAGGGUGUUUCUGGAUCGCUGGCCCCACCUCCGCCCCCCGGUGGGCGAGUUGGGUUGCCUCCGCCGCCCCCCGGUGGGAAAGUUGGGUUGCCUCCGCCGCCCCCCGGUGGGCGAGUUGGAUUGCCUCCGCCGCCGCCUCCAGGUGGUGGUGGAAUCGCUCCUCCGCCUCCUCCUAUUCCUGGAGCCAAGGGCCUGAUGAUCCCCCCGCCUCCACCCCCCAACGGUGCCUUGGGUUCGGGCUGGAGGUCGCCAUUCAUGGUUGGAGAUGUUUCGCCCUCUACAAUCCACAUGCCAUCCAUUCGACCUAAGAGGAAGCUUAAGGCUCUGCAUUGGGACAAGGUCGACACUCCUCAAGUGACUGUUUGGGCUAGUCACGCACCGACUGCCAAGGAGAAGGAAGAGAAAUAUACCGAGCUUGCUAAGAAGGGUGUUUUGGACGAGGUUGAGCGAUUGUUCAUGGCCAAAGAAGCGAAGAUCUUUGGGGCUAGCACUGGUGCGAAGAAGCGCACGGCCAAGAAACAGAUUAUCUCAAACGACCUGUCCAAGAACUUCCAAAUUGCUCUGUCCAAGUUCUCUCAACACCCGGCCGAGGAGGUGACUCGCAUGAUUAUUCAUUGUGACAAGGACAUUCUGGAUAACAACGUUGUCAUGGAUUUCUUGCAAAGAGACGAAAUGUGCAAUAUACCGGAGAACGUCGCCAAGCUUAUGGCACCCUACAGUAUGGAUUGGACGGGCCCUGGAGCUGCUACCUCCGAUCGUGAACAGGAUCCCUCUGAGAUCACUCGCGAAGAUCAGAUCUAUCUCUACACUGCAUUUGAACUAAAUCACUACUGGAAAGCAAGAAACAGAGCACUUGCAAUGACCCGCACCUACGAACCAGAGUACGAGUACAUCUCCGCAAGCCUAAAAGAAGUCUCACGAGUCAGCGAAUCCUUGCGGGACUCUGUGUCAUUGAUGAACGUACUCGGUCUGAUUCUCGACAUUGGAAAUUUCAUGAACGACGCCAACAAGCAGGCACAGGGUUUCAAGCUGAGCUCCCUCGCCCGGCUGGGUAUGGUGAAAGACGACAAGAAUGAAACUACCUUUGCCGAUCUGGUCGAGCGUAUCGUGCGCAACCAGUACCCAGAGUGGGAGGGCUUUUCCGAGGAGAUCGGUGGUGUCAUUGGCCUGCAAAAGGUUAAUGUCGAUCAGCUCCGCACUGACGCUAUCAAGUACAUUGGCAACAUCAAGAACGUACAGUCGAGCUUGGAUGCUGGUAAUCUGAGUGAUCCUAACAAAUUCCACCCUCAAGAUCGCGUCAGCCAAGUUGUCCAGCGGUCCAUGAAGGAUGCUAGACGGAAGGCUGAGCAGCUGCAGCUUUACCUGGAUGAGAUGGUGAAGGCAUAUGACGACAUCAUGGUCUUUUACGGUGAAGACAACGCAGACGAGAAUGCUAGACGGGACUUCUUUGCUAAGUUGAGCGCGUUCUUGGUCGAGUGGAAGAAAUCCAGGGAGAAGAACAUAUCUCUGGAAGAAUCCAGAAAGCGUACAGAAGCAUCCCUCGCUCGCAAGAGAAUCAAUGUCAAUCUCGCCAACAACACUCCCGUCGUAGAGGCAGCGCAAUCGCCUGCCUCAAGUGGUGCCAUGGAUUCUUUACUUGAGAAAUUGCGUGCUGCAGCACCUCAAGCCAGGGAUCAACGAGACCACCGCCGUCGUCUUCGUCUAAGGAAGCAGCAUAACGUCCGCGCAACUUCGGACCCCAAGCCACCACCUGAAACGGGUGGGCCAGACGAAAGCGCAGAUGCUGCCGAAAUCAAAGCUGAUGGCGAAAACAAUGACGAGAACGGUCUUCUCAGCCCUCCAGCCACCGCAGAUGAAGACAGCAAGCAGGAAACUCACGUUUCUGAAGGCGAAGAUGUUGCCGAUCGUGCCGCCAGCCUGCUUCUUGGUCUGAGAAGUAAUUCCGAUGCAGGCGGUGGCGAGCGCCAGAGACGGAGAAGAGAGAGCGCAGAUGAAGAGCGGCGUAACCGUCGCAUGAGACGUCGCAAUCCCGCGACAAGCGGGAGUAAAGAUAGCGCGGAUGGCUCUGGUGGCCUUGCUACCGUUCAAGAGCCUGCUUCUCCGGAGCAUCCCGAGCAGACAGAUUCAGUGAUCACAGACGAUCAACAACUCCCCAGCCCACCGAACGAGUCUCAACAUCCGCCUUCAAUUGUUGUGUCGGAGCAAGGCGAUCCAUUAUCACAAGAUCCCUCGAUUGACGGCUCUCCUCACAAAUCAACUGAUUUGUCGGAUUGA
Penicillium digitatum Pd1 is the source of this 5535-nucleotide messenger RNA. Lineage: Eukaryota; Fungi; Ascomycota; Eurotiomycetes; Eurotiales; Aspergillaceae. The record is from RefSeq and is a predicted model, not a curated record.